UCAUUCAUCUCUCUCUCUCUCUCUCUCUCUCUCUCUCUCUCUCUCAAUUUUUCUACGACCCAGCCCAAUAAUAAUAAAUGAGUCUCGAUUCAUUAACCACGCUCUCACACACAACCACCAUGCUUAAUGAAUUCCACUAAUCAAUCAAUCUCAUCAGUAAUCAGUUACUAUAACUACUACACUAAUCUAAUUAUCCAAUUAUAAUUAUAGCUGCCCCUCCCCUCAGACUUUUUCAUUUAACUCGGCUCAAACAAAAUAAAAAGUUACAAACUUUAGGAACAAACAAGAGAAGGGGAGAGAGAUAUUGAGGGGGUUCUGCUUUUCUUUCUCAUUGGGGGCGCCGCCACCUUAUUAGGACACUCUCUUUGUCCAAUUUUCGAUCAGAGUGAUUUCCGGUUAAGAGGGUUUUCCUUCCUUUUUUCUCUCUUUUUAUGGCUUCAGGCAGAGUUGUUUAAGGUGCCACUAUUGGGUUUAAUCAUUUGAGCUCUUUGGAUAACGUGAAUUUUGGUCAGAGACCCCAUCAUCAGAGCUGGUAGGUGGUGCGAAAAUUCAGAAAAAAAAAGAGGUAGAAAGAAGAAAAACAAAUCAAAGGUUGACUGGUAGAUAUAGAUAGAAAGAGAGAGGGGGGAAAGUGGGAGAAGCUUACAGAGCAGGGGAAACAAAAAAGAAAACCCUAGAACAAGAACAAACAGAGAGAAAGAGGGGAAAGGGAAAAAAAAAAUUAAAACUUUAUAGCUCAGAAGAGAGAAAAAACGUAGCUUUGAAAUUUUUAUAGAGAGGGGUAAAUGCCCUGAGAUUUAUAAAGAAGAAAAUUUUGCCAUGCCGGUUGAUUUAGACAAUGUUUCAACAGCUUCAGGGGAAGCUAGUGUUUCUUCCUCUGGCAAUCAGACAGUACCUUCAAAAUCAGCCACCAAGAAAAAGCGUAAUCUUCCAGGAAUGCCAGAUCCAGAUGCAGAGGUGAUUGCUCUGUCUCCGAAGACCCUAUUGGCGACGAACAGAUUCGUGUGCGAAAUCUGCAACAAGGGUUUCCAGAGGGAUCAGAACCUUCAGCUCCAUCGAAGGGGUCACAACCUUCCAUGGAAGCUGAGGCAGAGGUCGAGCAAGGAGGUGAAGAAGAGGGUGUACGUGUGCCCCGAGCCAACGUGCGUUCACCACGAUCCUUCACGCGCGCUCGGGGAUCUCACCGGAAUCAAGAAGCACUUCUGCAGAAAGCACGGGGAGAAGAAGUGGAAAUGCGACAAGUGCUCUAAGAAAUACGCUGUUCAAUCAGAUUGGAAGGCUCACUCUAAGAUUUGCGGCACUAGAGAGUACAAAUGCGAUUGUGGCACUUUGUUCUCAAGGAGGGAUAGCUUCAUCACGCAUAGGGCUUUUUGUGAUGCGUUGGCGGAGGAAAGUGCGAGAUCUCAGACUCAUUCACAAACUACUCAGUCUCAGAUUGGUGUUAAGGUUAGUUCUGAAUCAGAUUCUAAGGCUGUUAAUGCUGAAUCUUCGUCGCCUCAGCCGACACCUCCACCUCCUGCUACUACUCCUGCUCCUGCUCCUCCACCACCGCCGCCUCCUCCGGUUCAGCCGGAAGCUCCGCCACUGCCGGCCACUACUACUACUACCACCACCACCACCCAGCCAAACAGUGUUGUUGUGCCACUGGUUUUGCAGACUCAUAAUCCAGAGUUGCCAGAAAAUUCCCCACAAAUCAUAGAAGAGCCACAAGCUAACACUGCUCUGAAUGGGAGCUGUAGCAGCAGCACUAGCUCAACAAGCAAUGGUGGUACUAGCAGCAGUGUAUUUGCAAGUUUGUUUGCUUCAUCAACUGCAUCGGGUAACCUGCAAUCCCAAACACCACCUGCAUUUACCGACCUCGUAAGGGCCAUGGGGCCCCCUGAUCAUCCAACAGAUCUCCCAGGGCCAUCCUCCUCGGAGCCCAUUUCUUUGUGCCUUGCCACUAAUCAUGGCUCGUCAAUUUUUGGAACAGGAGGGCAGGAGCGCCGCCAAUAUGCACCACCGCCACAGCCAACCAUGUCUGCCACUGCUUUGCUGCAAAAAGCAGCUCAAAUGGGUGCGGCUGCAACCAAUGCCUCGCUGCUUCGUGGUUUAGGUAUAGUGUCCUCAUCUGCUUCGUCUUCACCAGCUCAGCAAGAUGGCUUGCAAUGGGGUCAGCAGCCGGCUGAACCAGAGAGUGCCUCGGUUCCGGCGGGGCUUGGACUUGGGCUGUCUUUUGACAGUGGCUCUGGACUAAAGGAAUUAAUGAUGGGGACUCCUUCCAUGUUUGGUCCAAAGCAUACCACCCUCGAUUUUCUAGGAUUGGGGAUGGCUGCUGGGGGAACUCCUGGUGGAGGCUUGUCGGCACUCAUCACAUCUAUUGGUGGUGGUUUGGAUGUUAGUGCUGCAGCAGCAGCAUCUUUUGGAAACGGAGAGUUUUCUGGCAAAGACAUUGGGCGGAGCACAUGAUAAUUUUGGUGGAAGGACUGCAUAUAUUUUUUCAGGGCCUUGAAGUUCUGGUUGUACAGAAUUGUAUGGUCUUUUGUACAAUAUGAAUCUGCAAUGCAUCAGGGAGGGAGGAUUAGUAAGAUAUAGUAUAUGAUCCUAAUAUGCAGUGCAUCAAGCAUUGUGAAAAAAGGGUUAUUUAUGCCUCUAAUAUGAGUGGGAAAAGACACUAUUAUAGUAAAAAUGAAAAGGGCCAGAGCUUUUGUUCGUAGUAAAUAGCUUGGUCCGGACCACUCUAUCUGGGUGAACUAAAAGGUUGGAAUUUGAUGUAUGUAUUGGUGUCGUAGGCUAUGGCGACAAUGACGAGUUUUGAAGGGUACACAUCUAAAAGAUGUUUUUGCUUCUUGAGCAUAUACAUUUUUGAUCAAGUAGUGAAAUCCUUUUGGAUUAUUUUGGUUGGUCAGUGGCUGUAGCAUGUAGGCAUGAAUUAGGAAACUUUUGAUGUUUGUGUUUUAUGUUGACGGUUGAAAUUUAUUGUCACAAGGUGGAAUUUGGCAGUACGCGGUUGGUUGGAUAUAAAAUCAAUCUCGUAUAUGAACUUUCAUAUCAAUUUCUCA
Arachis stenosperma is the source of this 3041-nucleotide messenger RNA. RefSeq names its product zinc finger protein GAI-ASSOCIATED FACTOR 1-like. Gene Ontology annotation, molecular function: DNA-binding transcription factor activity. Gene Ontology annotation, cellular component: nucleus. The transcript is spliced from 4 exons. The record is from RefSeq and is a predicted model, not a curated record. Lineage: Eukaryota; Viridiplantae; Streptophyta; Magnoliopsida; Fabales; Fabaceae. Bases 820 to 2448 code for a protein of 542 amino acids.